Pangasianodon hypophthalmus (striped catfish) is the source of this 2660-nucleotide messenger RNA. RefSeq lists its product as uncharacterized. Bases 334 to 1275 code for a protein of 313 amino acids. Lineage: Eukaryota; Metazoa; Chordata; Actinopteri; Siluriformes; Pangasiidae. The record is from RefSeq and is a predicted model, not a curated record. The transcript is spliced from 7 exons.
UGUGUGUGCAGCUCAGUAUCGCCACAGCGCGGGCUUUUCAGUGUCUUGGUGUUCACACACUCAACAGCGAAGAGACCAAACUACAGCGAACCGCAUCAGUCAGCCAAACCCUCCUCUUCCUCCUCCUCUCCUCUCCUCCUUCUCCUCUCCUCCUCUCCUCAGGGUUCUCACACACAGUAUCAGUGUGUGCUCCUGCAGCUGUGUUUAAGUGCAGAGCUGCUGGGAUGGAAACGUGACUCCGGUGGUGUGAAGCUGGGAAAGUUUCUUGCCUUUUUAUCCAGAGUUACUUGGACACACCGGAGCGCAGCUGGACAGAUCGGAGCCACUCAGAGGAUGGAGGAGGCGUCUCCAGUCAAGUUAUCGGUGGCUGAACUGGCUGGGAAGUUCAAAAGUCAUCCACUGCUAAUGCCAAAGAAUGAUGAGAGAAAACCUGUUCGAAAGAGCCCUCCAUGUUCUUUGCAAUUGCAUGACCAGAUGGAUACUGAGAGUGAGAAGGAGAAACCGACUAUUACACCUCAACCUCUCCCCAAGACCAAGCUGAAGAAUUCUCCCCUGAUUGAGAAACUGCAGGCCAAUCCCAUACUGUCAGCCGGUAUACUGCUCACCUCGGCCAAAAGUCCAGAAGGGAAGCCACAGGCUGCACCAUUCUGUCCCAUCAGGCCCAGCAGUCCCACCCUGAGGCCCCCUCAGCAGCACGGUGCCAAUGAGGUGCCCAUCAGCUUUGAACAACCAGCUGAGGGCACCACACUGCCCAACUUCAACAAGAGUCGAGUCCGGCUGUCUUUCAAGCGGCGGCCACCCACUCGCCAGCACAGGAAGUCAGCAGGUGAAGAGGGGGUUCCAGACACACCUGAGGAAAACAAGUCUCCUUGUGAUCUGCACAGUCCUGAUAACACUCCUGACAAGAAUGGCAAUACUAAGGAUGCACUGAAAGUUCCUCAGGAGGAGACACACGAGAACCAGGAAGACUCCACUCCUCCCAUUACUGUAAAAGACACAAAGCAGCAGGAAGAACAUGAUGAUGAUGAGACCAAGGACAGUGAGGGGACUGAAGACACUGAAGAGGAGAACAAGGAAGAGGCAAGAGAUGAAAAGGGCUCAGGAAAUCCUGAGGCUUCAGAAGCUGUGGACAACCAAGAAGAAGAAAAGGCACUUGAGGAACAUAGCACAGAGGACAUGGAAGGAUCAAACAAAGAAGAAGAAACUUCAGGAGAGUCUACUGAAGAGAACAUGGAUGCAGAGGAUCAAGAUCAGGAUCAAGCUUCUGGAGACUGAAAUGGACAAACAUAACUGUGAAAGGUGGAGAGUGCAAUGGAGGACAUCUACCAGAGGAAGAACACCGGCCAAAUGCAGAGACUUGUAAUUUUAUAACGUUGGACCUGGAUUUAUGCUCUGAUUUAUGCUCUAAGCCUUCGUCUUAAAAUCAGCAGUGUAGCCACUACCACAGCUGUUAACAAGCCUUGCAUGGUUAACCAUCUAACAGUGGCCUAGGAAUAUUGCAGUAUUUUCAGAGUAUGAGCAGAAAACAAAGCGUGUAUUAAAUUGGGGAGGAUAUAAACCUUUCCUGAUCUUUUCUUCUUCUCUUUCUGGAUCAUGACACCAGUGUACACUUCAGAACCUCUCUCUGUCUAUGAAAUUGUGUAGCUUACAAAUGUAGUCUUUAAACUGUCAAUAGAAUACAAUGGCAUCAGAGUGGUGCAGAUACUGUUAAGGAGAAUGAUGUUACUAGCAGCUCUUACUAAACCUCAAUUGCUAUGCAAAGUAUAUAAUGUGACAGAGCAAUAUUUUAACCUCUUUAUGAGACUAAGCACCAUUACCUAUGCAAACAAUCCUUCAGGAAUACUUUUUUUAAUUUUUAUUUUAACAUUGUUCCUUCUGAUGAAAAUCUGCUAUAUAAGACUGACUGUAGAGCUUAAAGCUUUAAAGCUUUUUUUUGGAUUUGGUUUUAUAUACCUUGAGUUAUUAUUUCAUGUUAUUAUUGAUGACGCAAUGGUGGCACAGUGGUUCGAUAGUACCAAAAAGCUUCCAUCUAGCAGCCUAAAGGGUUUCUCUUUCAGAAAAGGUUCAAGGUGAACCCCAUUCUAAGGUUAAUAUUAUUAUAUGUAAGGAAUAACAGACGGCAGACCAUGCUGUCAUACAAAAAUAAUGCACACCUACUAACCUGUGACAUUUGAGAAUUCAACAGCACUGUGGUAUAAAUUAAAUGAACAAAUCCUUUACUUCUGAAACUGUUAUUGCCACAAGGUGUUGAGUUUGAGUCCCAGAACAACCAGAAAUCCAGCUCCAUGAUAGGAUUGGAUUUUACUUCACUUGUAAGUUGCUUGGGAGACAAUUGUCUGCCAGAUGAAUACAUGUAAAUGGGUUAGUACAUGUAAAUUAUUAGGCUGCCAUGCUGCUCUUUAAAAUGUGGGGUUAAUGAAUGCAAUGAGGAACUGCUUCUUUAAAACUGUAGCACUCUGCAGUGUCCUCAAGGGGGCAGUCUAGCAAGGACUCAUGCAUACUUAACAUGCUUGCCAUUUAAUGGAAGACAAUUUAAAGUGACUGUAGAUAUGCUUGUAAUUAAUUGAUAUAACUCCAUACCCAACACAAUUAAACAUACUUUUUGUCCAAAUGUGAUCAACUUGCAAAAGAAUAAUAAUAAAAUAUGGUUAUUUAUGAGA